Molecule: messenger RNA, 1043 nt
Organism: Ichthyophthirius multifiliis
Lineage: Eukaryota; Ciliophora; Oligohymenophorea; Hymenostomatida
Product: MORN repeat protein
Exons: 3
Source: RefSeq, a predicted model, not a curated record
AUGGUAAAAUAAAAUACAAAAAAAUUAUAAAAAUAUAUAUAUAAAGAAACAAAAUUUGACAAUAAAAAAUAUAACUAAUAAAACAUAUAAUAAAAGAAAACAUUACCUUUAAUAGAAAAUUAAUUAAAAUACCAAACUUUUAUACAAAGUAACGACAUAUAGAACCCCGAUUAAUACGAAAAUAAUAAACGCGAAUUAAAUUCAUAAAAUCAACACUAUCCUUAAAUUAACAUAGCCUGGCCAGUAACUUAAAUUCCAAAUUAUUUAAGUGAAAAUAGUAAAAUAAUUGUUUAAAAUGUUUCUAAGUUUGAAUAUGAUGAAGAUGAACCAGAAUAUACUAAUCUUCCGACACUUGGCCCUUAUUAAUUUGAGAACGGUUCUGUCUAUGUUGGCUAAUGGAAAAAUGGGUAUAGAAAUGGUAGAGGAACAUAAUAUUGGGCUGAUGGAUCUAUAUAUGAGGGAUAUUGGAAAGAUAAUAUGACAAAUGGAAAAGGAAGACUUAUACAUAGUGAUGGAGAUAUAUUUUAUGGAAGAUGGGCAAACGAUAAGGCAAAUGGAACUGGGACUUAUUAUCAUACUAAUGGUGCUAUAUAUGAAGGCUAAUGGUAUGAUGAUAAAUAACAUGGAAAAGGUAUUGAAAAAUGGCCAGAUGGAGCAAAAUAUGAAGGAGACUAUUUUGAAGGGAAAAAAAAUGGAAAAGGACAUUUUAAUUGGUCAGAUGGGUCAACUUUUGAAGGAGAUUUUUUAAAAAACAAUAUCCAUGGUAAAGGAAUUUAUAAAUGGCCAGAUGGAAGAAUUUAUGAUGGAGAAUGGGUAGAAAAUAAAAUGGAUGGAAAAGGAGUGUUUAAAUGGUAGGAUGGUAGGAAAUAUGAUGGUGAAUAUAAAAAUGACAAAAAGCAUGGCUACGGUGUUUUUAGUUGGCCUGAUGGAAACAUAUAUAAAGGAUAUUGGGCUAAUGGAAAAUAACAUGGAGAAGGAUUAUACAUAGGAAAUAAAUAAGAUGAGAAAUAUGGAGAAUGGUAUAAUGGAAAGAGGAUAAAAUG